GAAUCAGUUAAUAAAUAGAACUGACUUACACAAAAGACCAUUUAAAUAUCCAUCAUACAUUUAUUUAUACUUGGACUUUUUAAAUCUCAUAAAAUUCAUUGUGGUCUUCCCAUGAGAAGCGCACUUUUAAAAAGAUAAAAACUACCUUUUUUUUAUCAAAAUGGGUUAACCCUUUCUGCGUAUCCCCGAUGCUCUUGCGGAAGUUCAUUGCCGUCGUCACCGCUGUAAACAGUAAUAAAAUCAGAGAAUCUGGAAGAUAGGCAACGAAAAAACCCGAGCGACAAUGGCUAAUUACGGGCAACGGAGCAGCUUCUACAGAAAUCGUGUACCCCACUAGAUAACGGCCGUGAUUGAUAAAGCGCCAUUGAAUAUAUCGACUUACGGAUUCCCAAUGCUGCUGGGAUCCUCGUGAUCCUGGAAGCAUCCCACACAGGUGCUGCCGUCCCUCGGCAGCCGGACAGUCGGAUUGUAAACGGGCGCGAAGCCACCGAAGGCCAGUUUCCAUACCAACUCUCGCUGCGACGCCAAACAGUACACAUCUGCGGCGCCUCGAUCCUGUCCAGUAACUGGGCCAUCACUGCCGCUCAUUGCAUCGACGGGCAUGAGCAGCAGCCGCGAGAAUUCACCCUCCGCCAGGGCAGCGUCAUGCGUACCUCGGGCGGCACUGUUCAGCCGGUGAAGGCCAUCUACAAGCAUCCGGCCUACGAUCGGGCGGACAUGAACUUCGACGUGGCCCUUCUACGAACAGCGGACGGAGCCCUCAGCCUGCCGUUGGGCAAAGUGGCGCCCAUUCGAUUGCCCACCGUUGGCGAGGCCAUCUCGGAAAGCAUGCCCGCCGUCGUCUCUGGCUGGGGACACAUGAGCACCUCCAAUCCCGUCCUGUCGUCGGUACUCAAGAGCACUACAGUGCUGACAGUCAACCAGGAGAAGUGCCACAACGAUCUGCGCCAUCAUGGAGGCGUCACCGAAGCAAUGUUCUGCGCGGCCGCCAGAAACACAGACGCAUGUCAAGGCGACAGCGGAGGUCCGAUCAGCGCACAGGGAACCCUCAUCGGAAUCGUAUCCUGGGGAGUUGGCUGCGCGGAUCCGUACUAUCCAGGAGUUUACACCCGCCUGGCCCAUCCUACUAUUCGCCGUUGGAUACGCCUGCUCACAAAGUUGUAGAUUUUUAGCUGAUUAAAUGGAACUUAUACAUUAAAAGAUUGCUGCAUAAAUUGA
Molecule: messenger RNA, 1218 nt
Organism: Drosophila simulans
Lineage: Eukaryota; Metazoa; Arthropoda; Insecta; Diptera; Drosophilidae
Product: trypsin-4
Exons: 4
Coding region: 646-1164 (172 amino acids)
Biological process (GO): proteolysis
Molecular function (GO): serine-type endopeptidase activity
Source: RefSeq, a predicted model, not a curated record